CGGAGCGCCCCCUGUCGCAGCUGCCGCUAUUUAUUUCCCUUUCCCCAGUGCCGAGCGGAGCUGGUGAUCUCAAUGAACUGAGUGGGGGGUUUGUUUGGUGAGGGGGGCAAAAUCUGGCAGCAGGCGAUCGUCGGUCUCUGUCUGGCCCUACUUCCCUCCCUUGUGUGCGUGGCCGAAGACUCGGCUGGAUGUCCGCGCUGCGCUGAAGGCAGCCCGCGGUGUGUGGGCCGGACCGGACCGGGACUCAGUGCACGGAAUUAAGCGGAGCGGAGAAGCGCCUGACUCAAAGCCCAGGCGCCGCUAUCAGCGCACACUCCCGGGUUUGUGAUGAGCCGGCACUCGGCAUCGAUUUAGGUUUGCUAACCUACACACAGUUUAGAUUUUACUUCCGCACUUGUUCGCCUUGAAGAUGCAGACCUGGCUUAAAGGCAAGCGAGUCGGAUACUGGCUGAGCGAGAAGAAGAUCAAAAAGCUGAAUUUCCAGGCCUUCGCGGAUCUUUGCAGGAAAAGAGGCAUAGAUGUUGUGCAGCUUGAUUUGGAAAAACCAAUCGAGGAGCAGGGGCCACUUGAUGUUAUAAUCCACAAGCUGACUGAUGUCAUUCUGGAGGCCGAUCAAAAUGAUGCACAAUCCCAAGAGCUGGUCCAGAGGUUUCAGGACUACAUUGACACACACCCAGAGACCAUCAUUCUGGACCCUCUCCCUGCAAUCAGGACCCUCCUAGAUAGAUGCAGGUCCUAUGAGCUGAUUCGCAGGCUUGAAGGCUACAUGCAAGAUGACCGCAUUUGUUCACCUCCAUUUAUGGAACUCGCCAGCCAGUGUAGUGAAGACAUGAUGGCAGAGCUGAAGAAGCACAAGCUGACAUUCCCGUUCAUUUGCAAAACCAGAGUGGCACAUGGCACCAACUCUCAUGAGAUGGCGAUCAUUUUCAGUGAGGAAGGCUUGAAAGACAUAAAGCCCCAGUGUGUCAUCCAGAGCUUUAUAAACCACAAUGCUGUUCUCCACAAAGUGUUUGUGGUUGGCGAGUCAUACACUGUGGUGGAACGGCCAUCGCUGAAGAACUUCUCCACUGGCGUUUCAGACAGAAAAACAAUAUUCUUCAACAGCCACAAUGUGUCAAAACCAGAAUCUUCAUCUGAUUUAACAGCGCUGGAUGUGGUGGAAGGUGUCUGCAGGCCCCCAAGCGAUGAAGUCAUCAGGAAAAUAUCCAGGAACCUGCGUGAAGCACUUGGAAUUUCCCUGUUUGGCAUUGAUGUAAUCAUCAAUAACCGGACCGGCCAGCAUGCUGUCAUCGACAUCAAUGCAUUCCCAGGAUACGAAGGCGUGCCAGAGUUCUUCACCGAGCUGAUAAACCACAUUCAAGUUGUUCUGCAAGAUCAAAACCCGGAGUCACCUCAGUUCAGCCAGAACAAUACCGCGCCUGAGCAGGCCGCAAGCAUCUGUGGGGACCGGGCCCGUCCUGCUGCCUCAGGUUUUGUGACCAUGGCGACAAAGGAGGCGUGGCUUAUGGAAGAUGACCCGAGCAGCAGCAAGAGGCUGCAGCACCAGCGGCUAAGUUGCAAUUCAGCUUUGCCACCCAACUUUCAGAACUGUGUUGCCCCCAUGGCAACCAAAGCUUCCUCGCAAUAACUACUGACUAAACCCAAGAAAAAAAUCAUUAAUGGGGAUCAAUGUGAUCCAAUUUCUUAAAUCAAUAGACCAAUUUAUGUUUUGUUUGAAUGACUUCACAGAUUGGUGCAGGGACUAGAGCACAGUAUCGAAAGGUUCCUUGAGGAGCAGUUUGCAGAUCCUUUGAUAAAGUGUGGAUACUCAAUCUAGUUCUUGUCAAGCAUUGAUAUUAGCAAAAAUUGCUUUGUUAGGCUUUUACCAUACUGGAACUAUUAAUUCUCUCAACAGGAAUCAACUAUAAUUGGCUAAUUCAGUUCAUCAGGAAUCCUUUCUUUCAUCCCAUCUAUUUGGGCAUUUCAUCUCUCUCUUCCGUGACACUUCACCUCAGUCAGCACACAGGAGCCCUUUUUAAAAUCGCUGUAUAGUUUGCUCUCAGGAGCUGCGAGCUAUUGUGAGAGUUCUGUGAAGUUCACAGUUGGUUAAACCCCUGUGAGAUCUGUCAGUUUGCAAGAAUCUGGUUGAAUUUUGGGACAAGGUGUGCUGUAAGCUUUACCCAACAAAAGAAAUUCUCAGUAAAUAAAAACUCUGUACUUCAAAUAAAAAUAGAAAGGGUAAAGUUGAGGCGAUUGUUGAAGUAUGGUAAAGUGGGGGUUGGGUCCAAAUAACAGCAUAUUUGCUUGUAAGCUAAGUGACUUCUGAAAAUACACAACACGGAUUUCAAGAA
This is a messenger RNA of Pristis pectinata (smalltooth sawfish), 2330 nucleotides long. It is a transcript of the gene itpk1a, whose product is annotated as inositol-tetrakisphosphate 1-kinase a. The record is from RefSeq and is a predicted model, not a curated record. Gene Ontology annotation, molecular function: magnesium ion binding; ATP binding; inositol-1,3,4-trisphosphate 6-kinase activity. Gene Ontology annotation, cellular component: cytoplasm. Bases 410 to 1627 code for a protein of 405 amino acids. The transcript has 11 exons. Gene Ontology annotation, biological process: inositol trisphosphate metabolic process. NCBI's taxonomy places the organism in Eukaryota, Metazoa, Chordata, Chondrichthyes, Rhinopristiformes, Pristidae.